GUGUAGCCACACGAUGGUCCGUCGCUCUGUGGAGCGCUCGGGGAUGCAGUGGUAUCACGGGCAUUCGCGUGGUCCCCUCCGUCGGUGAUGUUGCCCCUGGUUUAGGUCCGCAUUCAGGAAGAACGCGCAGUUCAUUCAUCAAUUACGACUAGCGCGGAGCGAACUACAGCUGUCUCCAGGCCGAACUGUACAUUCCCGAACUCCUCGGACACAUCAAAUUUGGAUAGUUACGGUUGUGUGUGAUUGACUGCGAGUGGCAUCUUAUCAGAACCUGCUGAAUAGCCACUGGCUUCUGGAACUUGGGCAACGCCGCAGCUAAAUUCCAUGCGGUCAUGGUGCAGAGCGCGAUGCGCAAGUGCUGGCAGCACACCCACUUUUGGCGAAGCGAGGACACCCGAAACUGACGGAUCUGUGCAAAGGACUAAAGAGGGAUAUUUCAUAAAUCUUUACUUCUUUGUCUCAUCGGAGGUCUUAGCCACCUCGGGGAAAAUUUUGUAGGCUGUGGUAAAUCGUACAAAUAUCCUACUGCUAACACGUCAGGAGAAAAAACACUGCUGAAGCAAACUGCAGAAAGCCAGUUGUAAAAUGGAGGACAGUUUUGAUUGCGACUGUGGUGAGCUUGAGCCACCUGAUCAGUGAGGGUGUGUGUUCCUGCUGAGGUCGGCGGACCUUCCCGCUUCCAGACAUCAGCUGCUCUGGAACAGAACAAACAGAAAGGAGUACCCUAGUAUAGUAACCAUAGUAACCCAGCUUGCGUGCUUAGUUAGCACAUCAGGAGAAUGCAGCUGCUCAGAAGAAGUCGUACACUGUAUGUAACAGCACUGGAUGAAGGAUGCGGGUGCUGGUAGACUGGUUCACUUAUUCACAAAGAGUACUGAUCACCCCCGAACCCAUUCCAUGAUAGGCUGUUAAACAUUUGGGGGAAGAAAGUAAGUUUGAAAGUGUGUCCCUAGGUGUUGAAAAGAAAAGGCCCCCUCCAAACCCCUUUGAUUUGUAGGAGUGUUUUUUGUUUGUUUGUUUUAUUUUUGUUUUUGUUAGGGUUAUUUUUUGGAUGGGGCAUAAUGCUAACAUAUUCUAAUGACUUAUCAGAGUUCUCUUGCUGCUUUGUGCUAAAGAGGCUGAUCACCCAGGUGGGAAAGCACUGAACCUAAGUGCAAAAUAAACUGUAAAUAAAUAAACCAGGGUUUAGUGCCCCCCCCCCCCCCCCCUUGCUGCAGGAGAGGGCAAAAGAAAGCGAGACAUUUUGCAUACCUGUCACAUCAAAGAAUUUACAAGUCCUUCCUAACGAGCCGUGGUCAGGGUGUAGAAGUUUCCAAAAUAAAACGCAAGCAAGAAUGGCAGAGAAGUUUGAAAGCCUUAUGAAUAUUCAUGGCUUUGAUUUGGGCCCACGCUAUACGGACCUGAAGCCGCUGGGCUGCGGUGGCAACGGCCUUGUAUUUUCCGCUGUGGACAUGGACUGUGACAAGCGCGUGGCUGUGAAGAAGAUCGUGCUGACAGAUCCGCAGAGUGUCAAGCAUGCGCUGCGUGAGAUCAAGAUCAUCCGGCGCCUGGACCACGACAACAUAGUGAAGGUGUUUGAGACGCUGGGGCCGUGCGGCCGGCACCUGGCCGAGGACGUGGGCUCGCUCACCGAGUUCAACUCGGUCUAUAUUGUGCAGGAGUACAUGGAGACGGACCUGUGCAAGGUGCUGGAGCAGGGCCUGCUGUCUGAGGGCCAUGCCCGUCUGUUCAUGUAUCAGCUGCUACGUGGCCUCAAAUACAUCCACUCGGCCAACGUCCUGCACCGUGACCUCAAGCCUGCCAACCUCUUUGUCAACACGGAAGACCUGGUGCUGAAGAUCGGAGACUUCGGCUUGGCCCGUAUCAUGGACCCACACUACUCGCACAAGGGUCACCUGUCGGAGGGUCUUGUCACCAAGUGGUAUCGUUCCCCACGUCUCCUCCUCUCCCCCAAUAACUACACUAAAGCCAUCGACAUGUGGGCGGCUGGCUGCAUCUUUGCCGAGAUGCUCACAGGGAAAACGCUCUUCGCAGGAGCUCAUGAGUUGGAGCAAAUGCAGUUGAUCUUGGAGUCAAUUCCUGUCAUCCAUGAAGAGGACAGGCAGGAGCUCCAGAGCGUCAUUCCCGUCUUUAUCAAAAACGACAUGUCUGUACCCCACACGCCACUCGCCAAGCUUCUGCCAGGGGUCAGUGCGGGAGCUCUAGAUUUCCUGGAAAAGAUUCUGACCUUUAACCCCAUGGACCGGCUGACGGCAGAGGAAGCCUUGGCCCACCCCUACAUGAGCGACUACGCGUUCCCACUGGACGAGCCUGUCUCUGCUCAUCCCUUCCACAUUGAGGACGAGGUGGAUGACAUCCUCCUCAUGGACGAGAGCCACAGCCAUGUCUAUAACUGGGACAGGUACCACGACAGCCAGCAGUCUGAGCUCGACUGGCACCCGCACAGUGCGGCAGAGGUUGAGGAUGUGCAGCGCGACCCACGGGCCCUCUCUGAUGUCACAGAUGACGAGGAGGCUCAGGUGGACCCACGCAAAUACGCCGAUGCUGACAGCGAGAAGUUCUUGGACGAGCCACUGUUUGACCUGCCGCCAGAGUGGUCGUGGCCACCGCACGACCAUCACCACGAGAACAAGUACUGUGAGCUGGAGUGUAGCCCCACCUGCAACUACAAGGCUGUGUCGCCGUCCUACCUGGACAACCUGAUCUGGCGCGAGAGUGAAGUGAACCACUACUACGAGCCCAAGCUCAUCAUCGACCUGUCCAACUGGAAGGAGCAACAGAACAAGGAGAAGGGUGACCGCAAGAGCAAGAGCAAGUGCGAGAGAAACGGCCUGGUGAAGGCGCAGAUCGCCCUGCGCGAGGCAGGCCACCACGGCCACAGCCCCAGCCCGCCUGAGAAGGAUCGGCAGCAGGAGAAGCACCAGAGCUUCGACUUCGACUCCUUCAUUGCCGGCACCAUCAAGCUCAGCCUGCAGCCGGAGCCUGGCGAUGUGGGCCUCCUGAAUGAGCGCAACACCUCCGUGUCACAGCUGUCCAAGUCUGUCAGCCAGGAGAAAGAUGAGAAAUGCCAGGUGAACCUGGCCCAGCAGAGCGUGCGCCAGCCAUGCCCGUGGGACCGCCUCCCGGGACCAGGUGCCGACGACUACUGCCUGAUCGAUGAGGCCUGCAGGAAUGCACCAAAGGAGGGCGGUGGAGGGGGCGGCGGCUAUGUCAGCUACCUGGACCGCCUCUUCAGCAAGCAGGAAGAGACGCCUGUGGACACGCCUCCCGACACACCUUCUGACACCGAAGAAUCCGCCUCCCCGGUCCAAGCCGACACAACAGGCGGCUUCUGUGCUCGGAAUGGCGAGAUUGUGCUAGAGUCGCUGGCCAUCGCAGGGUUCGACACAGCCACCGACCUGCCGCUGAAGUCCCUGCAGGCCUCACUUUCGCCCGCCGCCCAUGUCAAGUGCUCGCCGCAGAUCGCCCACAAAACAUACAGCAGUAUCUUUAAACACCUGAAUUAAAGAAUGCAACAGCCUCUGCAGCAAAAGAGUCUUGGCUUCUGGGGUUUUUUUGUUUUUUUGUUUUUUUUUAAACAUAUGCUUAGUGUAUUUUACUUGAAUCAUUUCAUAACUUUUUACAUAUGGUUACUUUUUUAAUUUUUUUUCUUUUUUCUUAAUCAUAUGAAUUAAUGGAUGAGUAAACCUUCACUCAGCGUCAGUGUUCAGAGUUCACACUUGAUGCAUCAUCACCCCAUCUUAGUUUUCCAGACUCAUAUAUUUAAAAACAAACAGGGAAUAAAUAGUAUAUAAAAAUGGCAUGCCAUUUGCACACAGCGUACUGUAGAUUUAUACACGUUUGAGAAGGUGAAGGAGAUGAGAGAAAAUGUGGAAAGGUAACUGGCAGAGGGGACAUGGUGGGUGGGGACAUGCAGAGGAAGGCGUGAACACCAGGGAGACGUCACUGCUGUCCAGGGCCACUGGCUUUCCCUCGCGCCCUGCCUAGGACAUGACGGCAUGCUUCCAUUGUUUGCUAUUUUCAUUAUUUCACCCUAGUUAUUUUACCAAAUCUAAUACCUUUACAUGGGUUAACAUCCCUCCCCCCAGCUUUCCAAAUGCCUGAACAUAAUGUACAACAUUUAACAUGUAACAUUUGUGUCUUGACAUGACGCCAGCAAAGCAGACGCUUUUCAGAUGUGUUCUCUACCUCAGAGGUAACAGCAGCUCAGCUUUGUGUGAGAGUUCACCCUGUAGAACCACCCAGUACGCAGUGACAUGGCGUUUAGGUUUGAAUUUUUCAUUUGCCAUAGUGAAGUGUUACAGAUCAUUUAUUUAUUUUUAAGCAGAUGUGAGAUAUUUAUUUUAAGAACCGUUAUAAUUUACAAUGUGACUGUAUGGGGAGUGAGGCAUUGAACUUCGUUUUGUCUUUCAGCACUGCGUGCAAGAGAGUGUGUGUGUGUGUGUAUGUCUGUGUCUGUGUGUGUGUGUGUGUGUGUCUGCGUCUGUGUCUGUGUGUGUGUAAACAGCUGGGAGCUACUCAUCCUGUUUGUUUUGAAGAAACUUUGGACACUCUCCAUUUCCAGCAUUAGUUCAUUUUGAGGAUUUUUUAAAACUUGUAGGUGCUUCGUGUGAGAGGAAAUUUGGCUUUAUCAAAUCCAAAGCACCUAAACGUCUUAAUUUGUUCUUUUUAUAUAAAUGUAUUGUUAGAGCUGUGUGCAUGAGUGAAAAACUAUGGAAGGUACAUUUAAGACGAAGUUUCUGGUGAAGUCCCGUCAUUAAUUUUUAUUUUAAUUGUAUACUUUUAUUUUCCCUUCCCCAGAUGGGCAUGAUUGGACAGGUUAAGGGUAGAGCAUGUAGAAGACUUAUGGACUAUCUUUUAUUUUUAUUUUUUUUAAUUGUGUUUAUGUACUGGUUAUCAUUGGUUUCCCUGUAAAAUAAUAAUAAUAAAAUGGCAAAGAAAAUACAA
Molecule: messenger RNA, 4947 nt
Organism: Electrophorus electricus (electric eel)
Lineage: Eukaryota; Metazoa; Chordata; Actinopteri; Gymnotiformes; Gymnotidae
Gene: mapk6
Product: mitogen-activated protein kinase 6
Biological process (GO): protein phosphorylation
Molecular function (GO): ATP binding; MAP kinase activity
Source: RefSeq, a predicted model, not a curated record